This is a messenger RNA of Bathycoccus prasinos, 819 nucleotides long. RefSeq lists its product with no specific name. Gene Ontology annotation, biological process: polyketide metabolic process. The record is from RefSeq and is a predicted model, not a curated record. The transcript has a single exon. Bases 1 to 819 code for a protein of 272 amino acids. Lineage: Eukaryota; Viridiplantae; Chlorophyta; Mamiellophyceae; Mamiellales; Bathycoccaceae.
AUGCCGCCCGUGGUCAAAGACGAGAGGAAGAGUGGAAUACGCGGUCUUUUCAAGACCACCGCGCUUGCCACGGUUGUCGCCACCUUGACGAACGUCUUCUUCUGGAGUAAGAAGAAGAAACCGGCGGUGAAGACUGUCACUUUGCACAAGACGCAAAUUCGUAAACUGUACAGACGAGUGUGGAACCAACCGGAGCAGAUUUCCCGCGAUCACGCGUGCUCGGAGUACAUCCACCCGGAGCACAUCUUGAUCGAUCCAUCGAAUCCGAACCCAAAACCAGGCGUGGAAUCGUACUGCAACGGGGUGAACGCUUUGAGGCAAGCGUUACCGACGAUUAAGAUGUACAUCGACGAUAUGAUCGAGCAAGGGUGUAAAGUGGCCGUGCAGUUAAGCUUCGUGGCGAGUUUAGGGGAGAGAAAAGCGAAGUGGACAGGGACGGCGGUGAUGGAAUUCGAGGACGAUUUGAUCGUCAAGACGUGGAUUAACACGGAUAGUAUCAGCGCGAUGAUUCAGUUAGGGUUGGUGAAUGAUUUGUUGAGGACGAAUAGCGGUAUCGGGAGCGAAGUCGCGACGACGACGGCGGGAGGAGCGAAAAUUACGAACAAGGUGCCGUUGAGAAGAGAUAAAGAGGCGGUGGCCGCGGCGCAGGCGCUUUUGGGGAGAACCGAGGAGCACCCGACCGAGGUGUUAACUGGGAAGGAAUGGUUGGAAUAUUUCGACGCGAUUCAAGAGGAGGAAUGGGAACACGGGAGUCAGAUGAGUCAGAAAGAAUUGGAGCUGCAACACGACGAUUUAAGCGGGUUGGACGUGGUGGUUUAG